CUCAGGCCUCAAGUCUGUAGCAGAAUCAUCACUCGUCUAUCAUUCCAACGAAUGCUCAUUGCAAAGCGCAGCCCCGUCCAUAUUCCUUCUAUGUAGCAUUUCCCCCCGAGCUCUGCAGGUAGGCGUCUUGAGCCCUUCAAGUGUUUUCCCCCGUCAUCGCUCGCUGCCACGAUGGUGGUGGUUUCACGAAUCGCCGCUGUCAACGAAGUCAGCAUGGCCCUCACAGAGAAAACACGCCUUCCAUCUAUCCUUCCCUCUCUGCAUGUGCCAUGUGUGCAGGGGAUUCAUCACCUUCACCGGUUCGAUCGGCCAAUUGGGCCUUCCCGAACGGCAUCCCAGAAGGGCGGGACGUCGCCACUGAGUCCGUCCAAGACCAUCUUGAAGCGGAGCGCCACUAAGGACACCGAACAGAGUGUCGGCAGUCAGCACAUCACCGAUGACGUCCUGGAAAAGUACAAAAAGCUGGACGUGCUCGAGGUGGAGGAACUCAACUCUGACAAGGACACGCCAUUCGUCGACAAGGCUUUCUUCAACCUGGGGAUCGGCGUGGUCAUCAUGCUCAAUGUAAGGACGGCUGCUUCCAUUUCUCUCUCUGCCUGUGUACACGUGACUGUGAUUGUAGGCUGCGUAUAUUGGGAUAGAGGUGGACCUCGGGAAGCCCUCGUCGACGCCCAUCAAGGACCGCAUCGGCUGGUACUUGGUCGAGAAUGUCUUCACAAUCACAUUCACAGGUAUGCAUACGUCAAGGACAGAGUGACCUGUCUUCCUUUCUCCUCUCUUUUCGUCCAGCCGAGAUGAUUUUGCGCCUGUACUACACUCGUUUUCGCUACUUUACCGACAUGUGGAACUUGCUCGACUGUGCUCUCGUGUUUCUGGGCUUGGUGGACACCUACGUGCUGACAUUUAUCGGACAAGGAGGCAAGCUCAGGGCCCUCUCAAUUUUGCGAAUCGCGAGGAUGCUCCGUCUCGUGAGGCUUGUUCGGCUGCUGAGGAUGUUCAGAGAGCUAUGUAGGCGGACAAAGUGAGAGAACGAGGAACAGAAACGGCGUGAUGGUCCUGUGUGUGCGCAUAUGUGCUCAGGGCUGAUUGUGUUUGGCCUGAUCCAGUCCCUGAAGACGCUGGGGUGGGUCGCGUUGCUGCUGCUGCUGAUUCUGUAUGUCAUGGCAAUUUUCAUCACGAUAAUGGUGGGCAGAGGAACAUCGGAGAGGGAUUGCAAUCCAUCUCUUUGGCAUUCGAUUUGCCGUUGUGGUCUGUUAAGGUAGGAAAGGAGCCCCAGUUUUUGUACGACGACAAGGAGGAGUUUGACCGAGAUGAACUUUUCGGAACGGGUCAGUGCUGGGGGACUCCAUUGCACUGCACUUGUAUCCGAUUCUCCCGCCUCUGUUCUCCUGAAUACGCAUUCAGUCCCUCGGUCGAUGUACACGCUCUUCCAAGGUCAGUAAAAAUGACGCGCGUAUCCACAUGUCUGUGCCCACUAUUUGUUGCUUCUUGUUCGCUGUUUCUCCCCUUUGUGCAGUUAUCACCCUGGAGAGCUGGAGCCAGGACAUUGCGGUGAGCAUCCAUCCAUUUCCUUUCCGUUACACUGUGGAUUCGCAUGUGUAUAUGUCUCAGCGUCCGAUCAUCAAGCGGCAGCCUGCCAUGGUCAUCUUCUUCAUCCUCUUCCUCGUCGUCACCACUUUUGGAUUGCUGGUCAGCACCCUCUGGGGUGUGUGGCUCUCUCUCAUGCCUCGGUGUGGUGCAGAAUAUAGUGGUCGGUGUGAUCGUCGAGAACACACUCGGUGAGAUAGAUAGAUGCCUACUGCGUACGUCCGAAUGAAUAGCAGGCCUGUCUGUCCUGCUUCCUUCCCUGUAUACAUACUUGCUGUGCAGCCACUGCCCGCAACAAUGAGGACAAGGAAAAGAAACAAAUGGAGCUGGAAAGAAUGCGCGUGCUCAAGCAUCUGAGAGAUGUCGGCACCGCGCACUACACUACACGGACCACUCCAGACGCGCAUACACAAACACAUUGAUUGACAUGAAACCCCUCUGUGCAGAUAUUUGUCCUGUCUGAUGCGGACCAAAGCGGAACAAUCACUCUCGAAGAGUUCAGGUGCGGAGCAUCGACUCAUGCGAGGCUGCAAGGGAGACACAGCCAACAUAUUUGUGUGCGUGUCUCAGGGGCGCCUUUGACAAUCCCGAGGUCUAUGAGCUGCUUAGACAGAUCGAGCUGCCAAUACACGAGGCAGAGGUACCUACACACACAUCUCACAUUCUGUCGCUUCCCGCAGUACAGGCGUCCAAGCGUCUGCAUUUCCUUUCAUUCAGGAGUUGUUUAUGAUCCUCGACGGCGACAAUUCGGGUGAGCUGUCGGUGGAUGAGUUCAUCGGGGGCUGUGUGCAGCUCAAGGGCAACCAGAAGCCCAAGGACAUGCUCGCACUACAAAUGACUCUACAAGUGAACAGCCGUGUCAUUUUCACUGACAACGUCUGUCUCUGCAUUUGUGUGAUGCCAUUCAUUUGCAGGCUCUUCAAAAGCGCGUCGAAACAGUGGAGGAGCGCAUGCAGAAGAGCAUGCAAAGAUUACAGACACUCACCGCGAGAAUGAAGGUCGCUACACGAGAUAUACACACAUCAAUGCACACUGAUGAUGACUGACUGAUUGCCUGCCUCGUCUCUGCCUGCCAUGUGCAGGAAAUCAGCGCGCUCGCACUGAAUCGGAAGUUCCCUUUCAGCGGCGGCGGCGGCGGUCAGGGGGGCGGCACAAGCACCAGGCGCACCACACACGCCUCUGCUGCUGGGGGAGAUGUGGGCGGCACUGGGCAGGAGGGACAGCAUGGAGGGGGCAUGUUCGAAGACGACAGGCCGUACGCCAGGGACAGUCCGCCUCCCAUCCCCCCAUUCCCCGCCUUCCUACCAGAGAGCCCCGUGGCAAAUGAGUAGAUUUGUGCACAAAUCAGUAGAUUUGUGCAUGUCAUUCGUGUGUCCCUGAUUUUGUCUCGGCUGCAUGGUUCCUUCACCGUGCAGGGACAACCGUGUAGCUGUCCCUACCCCACUCUCAACGUGACAUUGUAGCGUCGUGAAAAGCGU
Molecule: messenger RNA, 3065 nt
Organism: Vitrella brassicaformis
Lineage: Eukaryota; Vitrellaceae
Source: the annotation of a GenBank genome assembly